AUGAAGUUCUCGCUCGCAAUUGGUACCAUUUUGCUGGCUAGCAGUGCUACUGCAGCUGUGUGUCCGAUAUCUCUGCUCAAACGUGCCGGUCUCCUCAACAAGGAAGAUGAGGCUGCUUACGAUGCCGUCAAGGCAGACCGGGGUGCAGCUGAAGAUUUGUUCCAUGCCAAUCAGAAAAAGCAGUCAAAAAGAGCAGGAUCUGUCCUUAUUGGACCUCGAUCCGCUGACGGAUUGCUUGACUUGCCUUUUGGAGGUGGUUUACUGGGUGGAGUUCUUCAAGGACUUACUGGGCCAUUGCAGGCUCUCGAUAUUCCCGUCCCACAACCGCAAGGCCUCAAAGCCAUUCCAGGAGACGACCCAAGUCAUCAAUUCCAGGCUCCUGGCCCUACUGAUGUUCGUGGGAUAUGCCCAACAUUGAAUGCUCUCGCAAACCAUGGUUACAUAUCGAGAGACGGUAUUACUUCCUUCGCCGAGGCCGCGAAUGCCGUACAGAUCGGGUAUGGAUUUGACUAUCCGCUAUCAGUAUUUCUUUCAGCACUUGGACUUCUUGCUGGUGGUGAUCUGAUCACUGGUAAGUAUUCCAUUGGCGGAGCCGAUUCACGUGUUCCCAACACCAUUGGUCCGGCCCUUGGCCUAGAUAAGCACGGGGUGUUCGAAAUAGACGGAAGUAUUACGAGACAGGACGUAUAUUUUGGUAACAACGCGAAUUUCAUCCUUCAGCGAUGGAAUGAGUACGUUGAAAUUGCCGAUCAAAACGGGGGACUCUUUGGUGCAAGCACCCAGGCUCAAGAUAAAGCCUUACGAUAUGAUAACUCGCGUGCCACAAAUCCUGAAUUUUUCGCUGGUGUAAAAUGGUUUGCCGUUGCACACGCCGCACGUGUGUUUGUCUAUCAAGGCCUUCCCAACGGUACCAAUCAAGAUGUCGCGGAUUAUCAAAAUAUCGCCCCCUUUUUCCUCAACGAGACAUUCCCUGAUAAUUGGUUUCGCCGUGGUGAACCAUUUACCUUGGUUUCUACUCUAGUAGAGGCUCUCGAUCUUUUUCUUCAAGAACCACGUGAGCUCGGGGGUAAUGAAGGCCUUAACAACUUUGUGCCGUUGGAACUGGACUUGAGCACUAAGACGCCGGCACAACUGGGCUGCUUCCUGCUUGAAAAUAUCUUUGACAUCGUACCUGAUCAGGUGCAGCCUGCUAUUGCGGCUAAUUUCGAGUUGUUCUCCGCUUUCGUCAAGGGAAUUAUUGCUCCCUUCUUCACAGAUGACGGGUAUUUUAAUUGCGAUAUCAGUAGUUUUGUUGAGCCAAGCCCCAAUGCGGGGAUUGAUUCAAAUGGUAGCGUCAGUUCAUCGGGCUCGCCUGUGAAUGGCGCGUAUCCAGGUAUUGGUGUCAUUGCUCCUGGUUCCGAGCCUUCUUAA
Molecule: messenger RNA, 1410 nt
Organism: Talaromyces amestolkiae
Lineage: Eukaryota; Fungi; Ascomycota; Eurotiomycetes; Eurotiales; Trichocomaceae
Exons: 5
Coding region: 1-1410 (469 amino acids)
Molecular function (GO): peroxidase activity
Source: RefSeq, a predicted model, not a curated record